This is a messenger RNA of Notolabrus celidotus (New Zealand spotty), 2069 nucleotides long. It is a transcript of the gene pdcd7, whose product is annotated as programmed cell death 7. The record is from RefSeq and is a predicted model, not a curated record. Bases 149 to 1783 code for a protein of 544 amino acids. The transcript has 5 exons. Lineage: Eukaryota; Metazoa; Chordata; Actinopteri; Labriformes; Labridae.
GGCACUCGAGGAAUCCAAGUUGAGCACUCUGGGACCUGAAGAAGAAACAACAUGGCGGCUGCCAUACAUUGAUAUACAGUGGAUAGAGAUGGUGGUCGUUUUAGUAGAGUUUUGUUUGUAAUAGUCUCUGCAUAGUGUUUAACACGACAUGGAACACACACAGCAGCCUCCUGAUUACUACAGCGGCUAUCAGGAUACUCCGUACCCCGUUAACAGACCUCCGUACGGAGCCGCGCCUCAGGCAGCGACACAGCCGGACCCCAGCGCUCCUCAGUGGCCCCCCACACCGGGAUACGACCUGUACGGAUUCAGGUACGACCUCCCGGCUAUGCCCCCCGGAGCAGGAGGCGGGGGUUUCGGAGGACCUCACUUCCCUCCUCCGUUUGGGUUUGACCCCUCCGUCCCCCCGCCGCCCCUUGGUUGUCCCCCCCCGGGACUCUUCCCCAGUCUAGAGCCCCCCGCCCCGUUAACCAACUCACCAUUUCAGCCACCCAGUCAGCAGUUCAGACCAGGUCCCCAGAGUGCUCGGUAUGAUCUAGACUCAGGUCAGAGUCCGCUGCACCCUCAGCGAGGUCCUGACCGGGGUCCAGGAACCCAGAGGCGAGCUGAGGAUGACGCCGACCUUCAGAGGACCCAGGACCAGCAGUGGAUCAGACGCUUCCUACAGAGCAGAGGCAAGAUCUGCUUGAGCUCGCAGACCAAGCAGCCCCGGACAGUCUCAGACCAGCAGCCCCGGACAGUCUCAGACCUGCAGCCCCGGACAGUCUCAGACCUGCAGCCCCGAACAGUCUCAGACCAGCAUUCCCAGCAGAGUGUCCCCGAGCUGAGGCGGUCUCUGUCCAGGGCGGCUCAGCUUGUCUCCCAGUUGACUGAGACCUGUGAAUCUCUGAGGAGCAGCAUUGAGGAGGACAGUGAGUGGACUCAGUCUUAUUCAGGGGCUCUGAAGGUUAAAGAUGAGCUUCAGGACCUGCUGGUUGUCCUCAGGGACAGUGAGAGAUUAGCCUGCUGGAAGACUAAACUGAGCCGCAUCUCAGAGAGGAGGUCCAGGAAGCGGAGGUCCAGGAGACUGCUGCAGCUAGAGGAGCAGCAGAGGGAGGAGCGCAGUGCGGAGAAGGAAGCUGCCAUAGACAGAUGGAGGCUCCAGCAGAUCCAGCAGGUGGAGGAGAGGAAGAAGGAGCUGGAGGUGAAGCGUGCUGCAGACUCAGUGCUCUGUGAGGUGAGGAAGAAGCAGACGGAUGUGAAGAGGAUGCAGGAUGUGCUGAGAUCUGUGGAGAAGCUACGCAAACUGAGGAAGGAGGCUGCGUCCAGGAAAGGUAUCCUCACAGAGCCAGAGUGUGAUGAUGCAUUCAGGGAGCGUGUGGAGCAGCUGAGGGGUGUGAUGAAGAGGAGGACAGCGGUGUACUGUGUGGAGGAGAAGGCUCUGAGGGUGAUGCUGGAGGGGGAGCAGGAGGAGGAGAGGAGGAGGGAGCAGGAGAGGAAGGGGAGGAAGGAGAGAGAGAGACAGCUGAAGAGGAGAAGCAGAGCACAAGCCAUGCUGUUUGGAGAGGACUUUCCAGCUGACACUGUGCUGCAGCCGUUCACACAGUUUCACACUCAGGCCGAGAGGAGUCUGCUCGCUUUGCUGCACAUCAGGAGGGAGUGGGACAUGUUCGUGGUGGUGGCCGAUCAUCCUGACGGCUCUCCUGUGCCUCAAGCAUGGGUCAUACCUGACCCUCCCUCAGACCAGGUGUGGGCCUCUUCCCUUCAGACUGAUGAUACACAGGGAGACAAAAUCUGUGUGUAAUCUACAGCACACACACAUGCACAAAGGAGGGUGAGUCUGUUCUUUGCCACUCUCUCACCUGUACAUGGACUCUACAGGUGAGGGUCAGGAGGAACUCAGAGCAUCAGGAUGAUAGUGUGAAAUUUGUGACAGAUGCAAAACAUGAUUCCAAGAUCUGGUCAUGUUAGGUGAUGUGCUCCCUGCUGUUUGUGUAUGUUUCUGUUUGAUGAUAAAGGGUCAUUUUAUUUUUGUUUAGUUUUUUUAAUGCACAGGAAAUGUCUAAUCAAAUAAAAUCAAUCCAACAAUC